Messenger RNA from Elgaria multicarinata webbii, 2179 nucleotides. It is a transcript of the gene FBXO46, whose product is annotated as F-box protein 46. Gene Ontology annotation, molecular function: protein binding. Bases 173 to 2179 code for a protein of 668 amino acids. NCBI's taxonomy places the organism in Eukaryota, Metazoa, Chordata, Lepidosauria, Squamata, Anguidae. The record is from RefSeq and is a predicted model, not a curated record. The transcript has 2 exons. Gene Ontology annotation, biological process: intracellular signal transduction.
AGAGGACUUGGUGCUGCUGCUGCUGCUGCAGGAGGAGGGGAAGCUGGAGUUGUCCACGGGUCCAGGUGUGUGGAGGGUAUCUCCAAGGCCCUGGGAGGACCCCGGAGAGCAGCCCAUCAUGACCUAGGGUGGAGGGCCUGCCUUCCCCCUGCCUCUUUGCCAUGCGACAGUGAUGGAUCAGAACACCUUCUCCCACAUCCAGCUAUGGUGCCCACGUCCCUUCGGAACCUACUCUCAGAACAAGCAGUGCACUGGCGGCCCGGUGAAGAAGACCUUUGGGGAUUUUGCCUGCAAAGCCAAGGACGAGGAGGCGGGCGGCAGUGAGGCCUGCUCGGAGAACACCCCGCCCGCCCCGCCUCCGCCACCACCGCCUCCCCCGGCGGUCUCCCCCAGCCCCAGCCAGGUGGAGGAAGGACGGGUGCUCUUGGACACGUGGUAUGUGAUCAAGCCGGGCAACACCAAGGAGAAGGUCGCCUUUUUCGUGGCCCACCAGUGCAGCAGCGGCAGCCGGGCCAGCGCCAUGAAGGUCAAAGGCAACUGGGCCAGCGACAGCUCCAAGGCCAAGCGGCGGCGGCGCUCCCACGAUCCCGGCAAGAGCAAAGCCUGCCCGGUCAAGUUGAAGGAUGGCGGCGGCAGCAAGGAAGCCGAAGACGUGUGCCUUUGCCCGGAGUCCCACGCCGCCGACCCGGCCGGAGGAGACGCCACCGACCUGCUCUCGGUGGCCGAGAUGGUGGCCUUGGUGGAGCAGCGGACGGCGUUGGCCUUGCAGAGCUACUCCCGGCCCUCCGUGCCGCCCUCUCCCCCGGUGGUUUUUGUGUCCACGGAGCAAGAGCAAGGGGAGGGCGGGGAGAGGAAAGCGCCCCCUCCGGGGGGCGGCGCGGACUGCAGCCGGGUGGCCGAGGCCGUGGCGCAUUUCGAGUCGCGGGAGCGGAACGUCUUGCGCCAGAAUGGCCUCUGCCGGGAGCCGCCCGAGUGCGUGGCCAGCGCCCAGCACAGCCCCAGCGAGGUCCGCAUCGCCUUCCGCAUCUCCAGCAGCCGUGACCCCCGCUCGCCCCCCGAGGGCGGCCCCAGCGCCCGGCCCAACUGCAUGUUCAUGAGCUGCGGGGGGUCGCCCACGGGCCACGCGGCCCGCACCAAAGACAAGAUCACGUGCGACCUCUACCAGCUGAUCAGCCCUUCCCGCGACACCCUCCCCAACAAUGUGGACUUCCUGCUGGCCAGCGCUUCCCCCAAAGGGGCCGACGGAUCCGGCAACGAGCCCCCGGAUGUGGAGAUGACGUGCGGGGAGGGCCAGGGCAGCUCGGGGAAGCUGGACGCCAUCCCGGAAGGCGGCAGGGCCGGCGCGGAGAAGGCGGGAGGCCCUGUCGCUGCGGUGCCCCGGGACUGCGUCUCUGGCUUCCACGUGGACGUGGUGGUCACGGGCGUGGUGGACCAGUGCGUCUUCUUCGGCAAGGACAGCACCAAGAACAUGAAGGAGGAGACCGUCUGCCUGACCGUGGGCUCUCCCACCCAAGAAGGGCUGUGCGCCUCUUGCGAGGACCCGCCUCCGGGCCAGCUCUUCUUCCUCCACGCCCAAACGCCCCGGCCGGAGGACAGCCGGGAGGCGGAUGGCCCUUUCCUGGACCCCGCCGGUGGCAGCGAAGGGGGGCUGGAGCGGACCGACGGGUCUGGGCUGGAGCCGGCCUCCUCGGACACCUCCCUCUGCCGCCUCUACCGCCACGUCUCCCACGACUUCCUGGAGAUCCGCUUCAAGAUCCAGCGCCUGCUGGAGCCCCGUCAGUACAUGCUGCUGCUCCCAGACCAUAUCAUGGUGAAGAUCUUUGGCUACCUGCCCACCCAGUCACUGGCCGCCUUAAAGUGCUCCUGCCACUACUUCAAGUACAUCAUUGAGACGUUUGGGGUGCAGGCCACGGACUCCAAGUGGAACAGGGACCCCUUGUACCGCGACGACCCCUGCAAGCAGUGCAAGAGGCACUACGAGAAGGGGGACGUCUCCCUGUGCCGCUGGCACCCCAAGCCCUAUCAUCACGACCUGCCUUACGGACGCUCGUACUGGAUGUGCUGCCGGCGCACGGACAAGGACACGCCCGGCUGCCGGGUGGGACUGCACGACAACAACUGGGUGCAGCCCUGCGACAUGUUGCGGGAGAGGGCGGCCCGGAGGGAGGACGGGAGGUGA